Molecule: messenger RNA, 354 nt
Organism: Trametes versicolor FP-101664 SS1
Lineage: Eukaryota; Fungi; Basidiomycota; Agaricomycetes; Polyporales; Polyporaceae
Exons: 2
Coding region: 1-354 (117 amino acids)
Source: RefSeq, a predicted model, not a curated record
AUGGCUAUCUUCAGCAGACCCGAGGCCCCCGCUACCGAAGAGCACGGGGUUGAUCAUCCCGGCACUGCUUCAUCCCAGUCUGCACUUGACGGUGAUAUAUUGGAACUUCGUGCACGACCCCUCACAUUGCAGAUCACAAUCAACAUUGGCGACAUCCCUUUGCCCGCUGUCACGGUUACCGCCACACAGCAACGGCGGUACGUACGCGGGGAAGAAGACAUUCGAGCGACGUGGGACACGUACCUCGCAAACAUUCAAGACGCUCUCACACGCCAGAUGGAGAUCAUGGUCAGAAACAUGAUGUCGGAGGCAGCGGAGGUGCAGCGUCAUUACCGCACUGAGCGUAUUAACUAA